Rosa rugosa (rugosa rose) is the source of this 611-nucleotide messenger RNA. RefSeq lists its product as uncharacterized. The transcript has 3 exons. The coding region runs from base 139 to 342 and encodes 67 amino acids. The record is from RefSeq and is a predicted model, not a curated record. NCBI's taxonomy places the organism in Eukaryota, Viridiplantae, Streptophyta, Magnoliopsida, Rosales, Rosaceae.
CUCCCAUCACCAAUAUAAGGGCGCAGACGGCAUUUUAACAGUAGAAAUCUGCCUUUCACUCUCAUAUCCUCCAGUCCGCAGCGGCGUCAAGGUCUCUCAUUCGUGAUUUCUCGAUUCCCGGCUACUCCCAAUUUCACGAUGUCAGAAGCCCCAUUUAGACCACGUGAGCAUCUGGUGGAGAAGCAGAAAUAUUUCCAAAAUGUCCACAAAUACACAUAUCUAAAGGGACCAUUUGAUAAGGUCACCUCUGUCGCCAUUCCAGCUGCUUUGGCUGCUACUUCUUUGUUUCUUAUUGGACGAGGUAUCUACAACAUGUCACAUGGGAUCGGGAAGAAGGAAUGAGGCAGCACUGGAAAAUGACCACAUGGCUGGAAAUCGGAGUUUCAAAAUAUAAGUUCUUCCAGACUGUAGUGGUGUUUGUUUUCUUUGUUUGCUUCCUUAAUAAUUGCUUAGUAGCAGAUUCUUUACUACCAAUGAAAGGUGGAUUUGUUUUUCUAUCUUAUUUUUAAAAGUUUGUUAUUAAAUUUCUGUUUUGUUAUAAAUACUGCAUUUUCAUGCAAGGCUUUUUCAGCUUCUUGUCCGAGGCGUCUUAAGCAUUGGUUUGAUUCUCA